GAACCAAUGGCGUGGGGCUGAAGGGGGUGAAAGAAAAGGCAGAACAGAGAGGAGAGGGGCCAGAAGAAACAGCGAACUGGAGACUACUCUCUGGCUUCAGGAUGCUGAUAGGGGACUCCCUGGGAGGGGCUGGCCUUUCUUUGGAUCCUCUUGGGUUUGCUGCUCAGACAGGUAGUUGGGAGAAACAGAACGAGCUGUCAGCUGAGGCAGACGGCGGCCCAGAGGCGUCCAGAACCCUGCCUUGCGCGAUCGCGCCCCGACCUGGCUCAAGCGCGCGGUGCAGCAACAGCCGCCAGUCCGGCCGCCCCGAGCAGCCGCCGCGGGCUCAACUCCACCCGGCGAAGCCCGGCGCGCCGCAGCCACACAAAAGAAGCGCAAGGCCGGCAAGCGCGCGGCCGCAAGGGCCAGCGGGGAGCGCGACGGGAGGGGACAGUGGCAGCCGAGGAGGCGCGCCCGAGGGAAGAAGGGCUCCAGGCGGCGCGCGGGCUGCGGAGGACCUGACACUUCUUGGAAACUCUUGGAAAUGGCUCCCGCCACCGCACCCGAGGGAACGGCGAGCCCCUGGAGCAGGUUCGUCCCGGCCGAGCUGUCCAGCCUUUGCGCCCGGGGCCCCGGGGCGCUGUCCCUGCGCUCCGCCGUCGGCUCGGGCUGAAAAGUUUCUCCAUGGUUCUUUGUGUCUCCCGAGCUGCCCCGGUCUCCCUGGGAGGAGGUGGCCAAGCAUCUAGAGGGCAGUUGGCUCCCUCAAGCUUCAGCCCCAGCGCUAGGGGCUAGCCCUGAACUCCACCCACCAGUUCGCCAUGAUCGCCACCGGUGGCCUACUGAGGAUAUCCGCCAGAAAGCAGGAUCCCCUCCGGCCCCCCAGCCAGGUUCCUAAGCGCAAGAGGAAAGCCAAGAAGAGGCGUAAGAACGACGUGGUGGUGGUGAAAGGCAAAUUAAAGCUGUGCUCCAUCUCAGGGCUUAUUGCCCUUUGCGGGAUUCUAGUGCUGUUGGUGGGUAUAGCCAUGGCCGUGGUGGGUUACUGGCCAAAGGCCAACGCAGCCAACAGAGGAGGCGCCAAGCAGCUACCGCCUGUGGAGGGUAGCCAUCGCUUUGGGACCACUGGCAACAACAGCAGUGGUAGCAAAAACCCAACCAAGAGCCACUCUGGGACCCCAGGGGGUGUCAACUCUAGUUCUGUGGGCGGGCCCAGGAGUUCGCCUCCUACUAGAUCUGCAGCCACAUCCUCUUCCUCCCCUUCCACAUCGGUGGGCUUCUUCUUCCGAAUCGUCUCAGGCUACUUGCACUCAGACAAGCUCAAGGUCUUUGGGCCCCUCAUCAUGGGUAUCGGCAUCUUCCUCUUCAUUUGCGCCAACGCAGUGCUCCAUGAGAACAGGGACAAGAAGACCAAGAUCAUCAAUCUGCGGGACCUCUACUCGACUGUCAUCGACGUGCACAGCCUCCGCGCCAAAGAUCUGGCGGCGGCAGCAGCUGCAGCCGCUGCAGCCGCAGCUUCCUCCUCCACCACCGCCCCCGGCUCUGCGCCCCCUAGGGCAGCACCGCUCAAUGGCUUUCUCAGCUACGUGCAAUCUCGGGGUCUGGAGCUGAAACCUGGUAGCUGUACGGGCUCUGCAGAUGCCUUCGGGGCCACUGCAAUGCUGACUAGAGGCUCAUGGCCCCACCCCGCCGGGCUGGGCGGAGGCGGCGGUGUGACUCGAGAUGCAGGGUCCCCGCCGGACCUGGUUUCAUCUCCGCGCUGUCCCCGGGAGCCCCCAAGCCUGGCCGAGGCGGUGUACAGUAUCUACCGUGAGCGCUCUAGCGGGGCUGGCCGUCGCCGGACCACAGUUGCCGCGGUAGCUGCGGCCACUGCCACUGUCACCGCGGCCGCCAGUGGCAGCAGUAGUCCAGCGCCCUGCAGCCCUACCGGGAGUUGGGGUCGCCAGAGCACCACCAGUUCCCUCGUGGGCUCCUCACUGAGCGCCUUUGCACUGAUGCCUUUGCACGGGGACAGGGACAGAGAUGGGGACUCGGAGAGAGCAAGCUGCAGCUGGCACAGGCCGCCCGGGGAACGCGGAUCCCGGGAUCUCCCGAGGGAAGAACUGGACCUGAGCCUGACUGACCUCCGGGGAGCCGAAGGCGGGGCGCGCUGGGUAUCCGGUGAGCCAGAGGAGCCCGAGGGCUCGGCGACAACAUGCACCGCCAGGGGGCAGGGCGGCCGCCUGCCCAGGACCGGCAGGUACGCGGCCUGGCGGCGCCGCAGCACCAGCGGGCUCCUGGACUACCGGGCUCAACCGUCGCCAGAGCCCGCUCCCUCGCCGCACACAGGGGACCUGGACUCCAGCCCUCCGGAUACAACCGCCACGCCCUCGCUCCCUCUGUGCCCCGAGGACACGCCCCUCGUUCGUCGGGACUCCCACGGAUCUCAGUCGGAUGAGCAGUCCUGCAGCAAUAAGGGCUACACCCCCCUGAGGGAGGCUGAGACCUCUGUGGAGUCGGUCGUGGACGUGGUGGCCCGGAAAAGGCUAGACUGUGCGGAUGCCACGGAUCCCGGUGCCGAGCCUAGCUCCCCGGAGCGUUCCAGUCCAGAGACAAGUAGGGCGGAGCAGACUCGAAUUGUGCCGAGGCAGUUUACAAACAAGGAGAAACUCUUUCUGAUUUCCAGGUCUCACACCCCAGGAGUAGAGGACCCGGAACUGGAAAACUCUUCUUCCACCUAGGGAGAGGGGGGCAGGGAAAGGAGAGUCCCACUGGAACCCCUACAUUAGCCCCAAUCCAUUUCCUUGUGGACAAGUCCGAGGAAACCAUUCAAUAUCCAAAGAGCUGCAGAAUGUUAUCCUUGAAUUGCGUUCACAAGAUUCGUAUAGACAACAAUUUAAAAAAAAAAAACAAAACUGUCGUCUUUUUAUGUCCGAUGGUGAUUGUAUGUUCCAUGAAAACCAGAUGUAUUAUAAGGUCACAAUUUAGUUCAUUAGAUAAAAUCUCUUUAAUUUUCCUAGGCGCAAAAUAAUAUAUUUUUGACAAUAACUCUGCACUUUACUCCAAUUUUUCUUUGUCCCUUCCCCCGACUUCCCCCGCCCCUCUACUCUGCUGCUGACCUUGUCCAUAGCUGCUUGUGAAUAAAUGACAAGCUUGUCCAUUUCCCUCUUCUUGAAGAGCCUAGAAGAGUCGGUUCUCUUAGAACUGAUCUCUCCAGGUGACUUCAAAGCAUAAAGCAUGAACUUGGGGAGAGGUUUCCCUUGCCUUACCCUACUCCCGGCUACAGCUGUCCAAAGGACUCUAUUUUUCAAAAGGAUGUUUGCAUUUUGCUACCAGGGUAUGUGGAGGGCGCCAGCAACUAGACUGGACUGUUAAUCCCCAAACUCACAAUACCAAGUCCACCAUGUGUUACUGAGUAUUAAUACACCUGUAUGGAAGGUAACAUUAGUAUUUAAAGUCUUUUUUUUUUUUAAUAAAAAGUUUCCAAACAGUUAAACAUAACCUUGCCUCGUUUUGCCUGGGAACCCAUGACUCUAGAGCACAUUAAACA
Molecule: messenger RNA, 3502 nt
Organism: Chionomys nivalis (European snow vole)
Lineage: Eukaryota; Metazoa; Chordata; Mammalia; Rodentia; Cricetidae
Gene: Tmem200c
Product: transmembrane protein 200C
Exons: 3
Coding region: 798-2693 (631 amino acids)
Source: RefSeq, a predicted model, not a curated record